Calidris pugnax (ruff) is the source of this 3577-nucleotide messenger RNA. Its product is annotated as nucleoside diphosphate kinase-like. NCBI's taxonomy places the organism in Eukaryota, Metazoa, Chordata, Aves, Charadriiformes, Scolopacidae. Gene Ontology annotation, molecular function: nucleoside diphosphate kinase activity. Gene Ontology annotation, biological process: GTP biosynthetic process; CTP biosynthetic process; UTP biosynthetic process. The coding region runs from base 2013 to 2486 and encodes 157 amino acids. The transcript has 7 exons. The record is from RefSeq and is a predicted model, not a curated record.
GGUUCUCUCUUGGGGGAGAGGAUAAGUUCGUUUCGGUGUCGGGACCGAGAUUCAGCCGGUUGCGGCGCAGGGCUGGAGGAGAGGCGCUGAAGCCCAAUGGGCCCAGCCCCGUGAGGAGCCGGGCCGCGAGCCCCGGGGGUGGGACAAUUAAAUCUUCAACUCUUGGAACAGAGGAGUUCAGGAGACGCUACCGGACAGCUGGUGUGAAAGCAGCGUUAUUGAUUAUUUAUUGCGCCCGCAGAGGCCUAAGUAAGAGCAGGUGAUUCAUUUCGGGAUGACUGAGGGAGCUAAACCGAGGGUUGAGGGCUUGGCAGCUCCCACAGCCGGCUUGGGGCGCGGUGUUGGGUGCUCUCUGAUGACAGAAACACCUUUUAUUUGUAACAAGGCCCCCAGGUAAAUUAAUACCAGAAAUCCUGUUUUAUUAGCAGUGGCACAGCUUAGAAAGUAUCUUGCGCUUCCUAAAAAAGACUGUUUUCCCCCAGAUUUGGCACACUGAAUGCCAUUCCAGAUCAUGUGUUUCAUCAUGGGAAUAGUGGGAGCUAUUCUGGACAUUUACUGUGAAUUUGAAAACAUUCACUGAGAUUGAAAAGUCUUAGUGUUGCUCCGUGGCCCUCAUUUUUAUCAUACAAUUCAUAUUUGGGGAAAUCAUUUGUCAUAAAGUAAAUGUAUUUUGUGCACAAGACAGCUAGGAAGCUGGUGGCCUAGUGCCAGUACAGGAAGAAAAAAGUGAGUGGUUUAAAAAAUGCAAAAGCUUGAAAGUGGUGGAACUUUAAUUGUGGUGAUUGCAUUAAUUUCCACUGGAGAGCAGUAGAGGUUUGCACUGUAUCUUCUCUCAUUUGGACUGAUUCUAAGUAACUAAGAUUUAAAUGCAUAUUCUGUGUUGUAUUUUUAUGUACUAAGCUAGUGGGUCUGCACAGGAAUGACGAAGAAGAAAAUACUUCAGCCCUGUAUAUUGGAUUUUGGUGUGAGUUCUGUUUAGACGUCAUCCUCCUAAGCUACUAUUAACAUAGUGCAGCCAGGGCACAAGCGGUUAAAGUACAAGUUUAUUUAUAAACACAGCAAAAGGAAACAAAAGCUUUGGCCCCAAAAAAUGGCAUAAUUUUAGCUGAAAAAUAUUUUUUUAAAUGAUACAAUAUGUACUCUCCUACUGACAUCUCCUCAAGUGAAAUUUUAAUUUAAAUUAUUGGAAAUUAUCCGGAUGAAAAGAUUCUUUUUCAUACUUCUCUUUAGCUCUUGUCCACUGAAAAAAAACAUGAUUUCCCUCUGUUUGCCUCCUGCCUGCCACGGAUUACAACCUUUGCUUGAUGCAGGAGCGUUGAGGGAAGCUGCCUUUCAGAAUUUCUCUCUCCCUUUAGGUCAUACAUCAUUUCCCAUUUGCCCCAGUUGUCAGUGGGAGACACUGAGAGCAUUGGGGUGAGGGUUAUUGACUUGUGGUUUUUUUAUUGAGCCUGAAUAAAUCUUGUAGGAAGACUGCAGACGGCCAAAGUUGAGAGGUAACAACGUUUUGCUCUCGGGACAAGGUUGGCAAGCCACGUCUGAUUGCAGUGGACUUUCAGCCUACAGCUCACCACAUUAUUCAUGCAUAAUACUCGUAAUGCGAGGACAGCUCUAAACAACUGCAGAUUAUUGUGAGGAUAAAAUACCGAUCGCCUUGAAUGGCAGCAGAGAUCCUUUGUGUGGAGUUUUGGAGUUACUGCCAUCAUAUUUGGCAAAUUGCACAAAUACAUUAGCUUAAAGGACAUACGUUCAAGCAGACAGCAAAAAUGGGUCAAGGUGUCUGCUGACAGCCUUUAAGGGAAGGGGUCUCUGAGGAUAUGCUAUUUUUAUCCUCUUUCUAUUAGGAAAAUUGAUGGAUGUGAUUUUCUUUCACAGCUGGAGAGAGUCCGUCACUGAGCAGGCAGGCGGCUGCUGCUAGAGUUGCAGUCAGGCUGAGAACAGAUGGGAUUCAGCAGCUGAGACUGAAAUGCCGAAAAAAGGCGCUUCCCCGCUUUAAACCACCGGGAAGACAGAAGAUGAGCAGGACCAUGGCUUCUAUUGCCGAGCGGACGUUCAUCGCCAUCAAGCCUGACGGGGUCCAGCGGGGGCUGGUGGGAGAAAUCAUCAAGCGGUUUGAACAGAAAGGAUUCAAACUGGUGGCCAUGAAAUUAAUACAUGCCUCUGAAGACCUUCUGAGAGAACACUACAUUGACCUAAAAGACCGGCCGUUCUACGAGGGGCUGGUGCAGUAUAUGCACUCUGGACCUGUUGUAGCUAUGGUGUGGGAAGGUCUUAACGUGGUUAAGACUGGGAGAGUGAUGCUGGGGGAAACUAAUCAGUUCGAUUCAAAGCCUGGCACCAUUCGUGGUGAUCUCUGCGUUCAAGUCGGAAGGAACAUCAUUCAUGGAAGUGAUUCUGUAGAAAGUGCUGAGACAGAGAUCAAUUUAUGGUUUGCUCCUGAAGAACUGGUGGAUUACAGGAGCUGUGCUCAUGAGUGGAUCUAUGACUAAAACUGAGCCUACACCUCCUGAUGUCCUUACUCUCUGCAAACAGCUGGUUUCUCUAGUAUUCCAGAGCCCUCCCUAUAAACCGGUAGAAACCUGCUUCAGAAAUCCCUGAGAUAGCUCUGUUGUGAAUGUUAAAUAUAGUCAGUGUUUGCUGCUGCUUUGGUUAAAAAGCUCUCAAGCUAUAGAUGGGAUUGUACUUUUAAAAAUCUGCUUCUGGGAGUGAGAGACAGGAGAUUAAACCAGGGAGCAUAUAAUGCAUAUAUUUUCCUGAAACACUCUGUAGUCAAAGAAGGUAUUUUGGUAAAUAGAAAAAAAAAAUAUUUGGUAAAUAAAUGUGCAAAUGAAUCAGUAUCAAAGGUUAAUUUUGUUAAAAUGCUAGGGCACAACUGGUGGUGUGUAGAGACAUCGAUAGUGUGCCCAAAUGCUGAGGAGUGAACUCGGUAUGAAGUGAACCCCCACACCCAAAACAGCUGCAGGAAAAGCUUAUUUAUUUCUCUCUCCAGAACGUGCUGUGCCUGUGCACGGAGCACACCUUGGAUUAAAAGGAGAACUUUUCACUAGAUUGACACUGUUUCAGCUUUUUUUUGUUCCCCCCACAUGGGAGUUAUUUCAGGUUUUAAGGAAGGAUUAAUAGGCCAUGCUUUCUGAAAUGCCCUUUUAUGUGAAAAGAAGAUUAAUGUGAGGAUGGCUGAGGGAGAUCUGCCUUCAGCCACUCUGCAGCAGCACAGAGCAGCAGCAGGGUGACACUGGCCUUGCUGACAGAGUGGCUGCUGAUUUAGCUGCGUCCUCAUUUGGGGUCUUUUCCUUGGUUGUUGGAACUACAAAGCAAGCUGGUCUUGGAUAAGGUAUUUCAGAAGUAACUUUAGCAUUUUUUAAAUGUAUGAAAUCAUGUAAAGAAAUACAUUCAUGAUAACACUACACGUGUUUCAGCAGAGGUGUCUGCUUCUAUCAGAGAAAAGGACCAGCCUCUUGCAGAAAUGUUAACAAAUGCUCACUGGCUGUACCAGAUGAGGAACCAGAAGUGUGUUGGGGUGGACAUUAUGUAUUUAUUUACCUGCAACAUUGUACUCAUUAAAAGCAAGAGUUUCAUCAAA